AUGAACCAGAAGACAAACAAGAAUGUAGAAAUGUAUGCUCAAUCCAUUUUAAAGCCCCACAGACCCAUUCAGCCUUACAUCUGCUCAACUCUGAAUGAUUUUCAAGAAGACAGAGACUUUCUGGCAAACAACAUCUUCCCCCAGCUUAAUGAACUCUGCAAUUCCCGGGGCACCUAUUUCAAAGCUGUGGACCUGAGUUGAUCAGCGUUGGGGGCCCCCAAACUCCUACCAGCCAACCUGUUUAGACAGUAUUCUUGUCUCCACUCCCAGCAUCUGAAGCUCUGUCUCGACUAUGUGAACAGCUGCCUUCCCUUUUUCAUCUGCAUGCUGGGACAGACAUAUGGAGACUUUCUCCCUGACUACUCACCUUUCGUGUUCUCCAAAGCAACCGACUUGUCAAGUUUAUCCAAACUAGAACAGAAUCUCUAUGUUGCUGCAAGAAACGGUUAUCCUUGGGUCCUGGACAGUCCCAACUGUAGUCUGACGGAGUUUGAGAUCACUCAAGCAGCAUUUAUGAAUGAGUCUCAAUUUCAGUAUUUUUACUUUAGGACUGGAGCCACACUGCUGAAGACUUUAGGUGAGGAAAAGGAGGAGAGGCUGCCCUCAGGUUCUGCAGUGAAUGAUGAGGAAAAAUGGAGGAUUGGAAAGCUUAAGGCCAAGAUUAUUAGUAAAGGGCUCCCUGUCAGAUUUUAUAAAAAUCUCCAUGAGUUGGAUGAGCUGCUUUUCAAGGACUGGUCGGUUGUGAUAGAAAAACUUUACCCAGCUGCUCUAACGAUGGAAAAUAUAGACUACAAGCACAGCUUUGAACGUUUCUAUCAUGAAGAGUUUCCUGAGAAGUGCAAGCAAGUGUUUGUUAUUUCCAAGGAGUCAAACAGGACCUUUGAAAUCUUGGAAAGAUUUGCCUUAGAGGAUGUGGAACUUGAUUUUAACAAUGCAGCAGCAGGUUCCAGUUUAGAUUCUGUCCCUUUAUUUUUCAGAAUAAAUUCUCUUCCAACUUACAAGUCUAUUUUGCUCUUGUCUGGAGAACGUGGUUGUGGGAAGUCCACUCUGAUUGCCAACUGAGUGAACUAUUUCAAAAAUAAAUAUCCGAGCAUGUUGAUGAUCCCGCACUUUGUGGGAAGCACCUGUGGAAGCAGUGACAUCAUGUCUGUGAUCCACUACUUCAUCACGGAAUUACAGCACAAAAACUACGGUACUCAGCUUGAAACGGAUAUUCUUAAUGAAGACUCAAAUGUCUUGGUCUUUUCACUUCUUGUAGAAGCGUUCAUUGCUUCUAUCAGUUUAAAGCCAUGUAUACUUGUACUAGAUGGAAUUGAAGAAUCGAUUGGCAUUUAUAGGAUUUCAGGUCAGAAGUUGGAAGUGGUCUCUAUUCAGGAGCUCUGGGAAUUGAUCCUGAAACGCUGGAUUGAAGACUAUAGUUGGACUCUUAAACCAAAAAAGGAAAAUUCUGGAACUGUGUCUUCGGGGGAAGGGCUGGAUGGCUGGGUGGCCAACGCUCUGUGCUUAUUGUGUAUCUCGCACUGCGGGUUGGCCGAGGAUGAGCUACUCCAGCUUUUGGACAUGCUGGGCUACAGGAAUCAUUACAAAGUGACCGCACUGCACUGGGCUGCCUUCCGCAACGCCACCAAACAGUGGGUCCAGGAGAAGCCCAAUGGGCUCCUGUACUUCCAGCACCAGUCCCUACGAAACGCUGUGGAGCACAAGCUCCUUGGUGUAGACACUCCGGUCAGAGAAAGCAGUCCAUAUGCAUUUCAGAACCCAGCGAAUCACAAGAAAACACAUUUUCACCAAAUCUUGAUGAGAUACUUCCAGUGGCAAACCACUUUCUGGAGAGUGUAUCAAGAAUUGCCGUGGCAUAUGAAAAUGAGCGGGUGCUGGAGGGGGUUGUGCAGCUUUCUCUCAAGCCCUAGUAUCACAGACUUUAUGUCAAGAAUCCAAAGCCCAAGCUUCUGGACGAGGCUGCACCUCACUCACUACUGGAACAUCUUAUCGGAAGCCGGAUGUGAUGCUUCUGGGGCCUAUUUACUCUCGGUGGCCAAGAUUAAAGCAGAUCGGUGCCACAAAAUGAGGAAGAGAUAUAUGCUCUCAGGUACAGUGAGUGUGCUGGAAUGCAGACUUUUUGAGGUUACUGCCGCUGACAAAUGCCGAUUAAUAUUCUUUACUGGAAGUUUUUUGAAACUUACGGGCAAGACCAAUGAAGCAGAAGAGUUGUUCUUGAUUGUUGAGGACAUGUUAGUGCAGAGCCCAUCCAUGACGGAGAUGCUUCUCAAAGUACAGAAUGCCACUGGAGAGCUGUACCUUGAAAUUGGGAUGGCUCAACAAGGGUUCCAGUAUUUCCAGAAAGCAUGGUCCAACCUGCUGUGUUUUUCACUCAGUGACUUAAAAGACAGCCAGAACUUGGUGAAGCAGAAAGUCAGAGUGCUGUAUAACCUGGCAAAGUCAGCGUCUGAGGAAUACUUAAAAGAAAAUGACAUUUUGGGAUAUGCUACUGAAGUUUCCAAGUUAUUGGACAACAAUCCCCGUGAUCAAGCUACAAUGAAAUACAUCGAAGGUGUUCUGAUGUUCGUUGCCGGAGACACUUCUCUUGCAAAAACGAAACUUCAGGAGUGCUUAAAUAUCAGGAGAGCCUUGUUUAGCGAGAAAAACAUGCUAGUUGGAGAAAUUAUGGAAUUUUUAGCAGAUUUACUAUUUUUCCUUCCAGGAGAUAGCGAAAUAUCCCAAAGGAAGCAAGUAAUUGAAUAUUAUAAACAAGUGAUAAAAAUAAAGGAAAAUGCAGACACUCUGGCCAACUCCUCGCUCAUCAGGAAGCAGCUGAGCGUCAGCCUCAGCGAUACCUUGUGUAAAUUAGCAGGUCAGUUAUUGACAAAUGAGUCUUGUCACCACGUCAUGAUUGAGGCAGUAGGCUAUUUGUACAGAUCACUUGAUUUAAGGGCAACCUACCUGGGAUCGUCUCAUUCAUCAAUUCAUGGAAUCCUACACCUUCUGGGGGAAAUCAAGCGGAUUCGGGGCAGGGGAUGUUGGCCUCAAGGUAUGAGCCAACAAUGUACUGAGGGUUCUAGGAAUGGCUUGCCAUUAUGGGAGCAUUUGCUUAAAUUAAACUACCACAGUGCUCAGAGUUCUAAAACAGUGAGCUCUGCAAUGCGCAUGAGCGCAGAUAAGUUACAGAGAACUAAAAGCUCAGACUUGGCACCUCACACAAUUUCGGAUAAGUCAAAAUGUGCAAAAGGGAAAAAGAUCUUGAAACCUAUUCCUUCCAUUUCUGCUGAGGAAAAGGCCCAACGGAAGACACCAAAUAAUGUUGAAAUACGGAAUAGUCCAGGAAAAGAAGCAGCAAAGAAAAAGAAGGACUAUUCCUCUAAGAGUUUAUCUUUGGGUAAAACAAAUGGUUUAGUAAAGCUUUCAAGGCAAAGGAUUUUGUUGGCUAAAAGCCAGAAUGGAGAAGGCCAAAUCACCACUAUUUACUGCCAUCCGCUGUUGUUGCCACUUAACACAAAUAAACCUUGGGAAGCCGUAUCUGAGCUCAUAUCAGAAAAGUGGCUUUUUCAUAGCCGAGGUUAUAGUUCAACUAGAAGUGUUUUUUUGCAGAGAAGAUCUCAAAUCAAAACAAAAUUGUUGAAGACCUCAAAUGAUAUGAAUAAGGAAUAA
Messenger RNA from Propithecus coquereli (Coquerel's sifaka), 3645 nucleotides. RefSeq names its product tetratricopeptide repeat protein GNN-like. The record is from RefSeq and is a predicted model, not a curated record. Lineage: Eukaryota; Metazoa; Chordata; Mammalia; Primates; Indriidae. Gene Ontology annotation, molecular function: protein binding. Gene Ontology annotation, cellular component: Cul4-RING E3 ubiquitin ligase complex.